Messenger RNA from Suillus clintonianus, 2692 nucleotides. RefSeq lists its product as uncharacterized. Gene Ontology annotation, molecular function: protein binding. The coding region runs from base 160 to 2310 and encodes 716 amino acids. The record is from RefSeq and is a predicted model, not a curated record. The transcript is spliced from 11 exons. NCBI's taxonomy places the organism in Eukaryota, Fungi, Basidiomycota, Agaricomycetes, Boletales, Suillaceae.
CUUCGAUAUAAAGCCAGAAGGUUGUAAUGCUUCCGUGAAUCUGUUCGAGGAAGAACCUCCAACUUGCUUGAAGACCUGUCACGAUUUCGCGUCGGUCACAAGUGUGACUGGACGCGUCUUGGUCCAAGAUCAAGCUCGAGAUUUUUGUCCCCAACCGAAAUGUCCUUUUCUAAUCUUUUUGGGUCCCUCGCUGUCGAUAUGGACGGCGACGAGAAACAGCAAGAGGAGCAUGUCACCAAGAAGAUCAAAAUCACCGCCAAUAAUGGAUGGGAGCAUGUCUUGGCAAGAGGCGGAAUCAAAUCGCGCUUUACAAAAAUUACUACUACACAGGCGACUGAACACCUCAAGAACUAUCGUCCUCGAGCACAGAGACAAAAUCUUGAAAUACUUAUAUCGUUACCUUUGGAUAUCCUAUUCGAGAUCUUUGGAAGGCUGCUUCCGCUCGACUUACUUCAUCUCGCACGCACUAGCAAGGCUCUGCGCGGUGUACUUAUGCAUCGCUCCUCUACCACCGUGUGGAUGGCUGCGCGCUCCAAUGUGAAGGGGAUGCCUCUUUGUGCUGAUGAUAUGUCAGAACCGGCGCAUGCGAGUCUCGCGUUCGAUACACACUGUCACAAUUGUCUCAAACCAAAUGUGCGCAAUGUCGACUGGAAUCUGCGUGUCAGGUACUGCCAAAAAUGCUUCAAAGAGUGCACAGAGAUUAUCGAUGAUAAGUUCAAAAAAGGAUAUGGAUUGAAGUUGCAUCAGUGCUUGUCAUUGAGCAUGACGCAUAAUCGAAAUGACAUCCGUUGUCUGAAAUCAGACAGGGAAGCAUUGGUUAAUGAGUUGUUAAGCCUCGGGCCAGAAGAAAGAUCUGUCCUCCGAGGGAAGAGGAGAGAUGAGACGCUUAUUCGAAAGGAGCACGCAAUUCUGUGCAACAAAUGGACGGACGGUGAACAACAGAACCGAUGGAAGGAGCUCGACCAGCUGAGAAGCUUGCGCUAUGACGCUAUCGUGGAGAAGUUGACAGAAGUUGGCUGGGGGGAAGAUAUCGCCAAGCUUCCAGAUCGGCAUACUGCGCGAAUCUACAAGUUGACCCAUAUUGAUGAUCAUCCACUUGUCAAGCAACCAAAGCCCUUGACUGAUCGCAUUUGGCAAAACAUUCAACCCAAAAUGGUUGAAUUCAUGGGUCAAAUGCGUGAAUUCCGCAUUCAACAAGAAAGAAAGCAGCAGAUUAGGGAGCGGCAGAGCCUCGUCGCUACGAUAUAUAGCGACUGGCAACGGGAGAAAGGAUAUCACCGAUUUCUCAUGCCUACUGCCGCUGACCUUUUCAGGAUGCCGCGGGUUCGCAAUAUCGCGGAGUUGCCUGCUCAUAUGACCGUCACCGCGGAAGAUUUUCAGCCCAUUCGCGAGGAACUCUUUGAUAUGGUCGACGCUUGGAAGCGUCGCACUAGGGAUGAUUUGCGGUCAGACUUGCCAUGGCAGCUUGACAUCCCGUACUGGGUGGACCUCUCUGUCGAUUGCGAGGGACUUGCUAUUGCUGUCUUUACGUGCACAGAGUGGCUUUGCGAAGACAUUUCUGAGCCUAAUGACUCGCCUCGGUACAUGUACUUCCCGGAGUAUCUUCACCAUAGGUGCAACCGGAUCCGGCGGCGAAAGUGGGACGAACUUGACCCUGCUAACACGCUCGCAAUGGGACAAGGGUAUCCGGGAAGUACGGUGCAACGAGAGUGGUCCAUGGAUGGUCUCGAAAUCGAUAAGAAGGCUUCCCGAACCGUGAGGAAUAUCCUCGAUGCAUGCAACUUAAACUGGAGAGAGACAACAGUGCUGCAGCUCGACAACUUGGAUCCUAGGCUGGUCUGCCUAAAGUGCAGCUACGGCAACCUCUGUGACGGAGAAAGGCCUAUGAUAGUCCGAUCAUGGCGAGAAUCUGUCAAACAUUGCGCUAAGAAGCAUUGGAGUGACUCGAGCGUAAAGUGGCAGAAAAUUUCGGAUGAGGAGACUAAAAGUCUUCGCCAAGACCAGGAGCAAGCGGCCGCGAGCACUACGCCACCUCUGCGCAAAAUUUGGCGCUGCACUCAUUGCCAUAACAAGCCUAGAGAACCGGAAAAAAUGACUGCGCAGGAAAUGACGGAUCAUUUAGAGGAUCAUCAUUCGAUGGAUCCAGUCGACCAAGUUGCAGGAAAAGACUACGUUCAAGCUUUGGACGUGCCUCCUAUAGCCAUUCCUUCUGUGAAGCUGAAGCCAAAAGCCGUCGACCCUCCGCCCUUUAAAUAUGGUGUUUCGACCAGCUCAAGACCAAGCUUCUGGGAUAGAUUUCUGAGUCCAUGAAGUCGCUAUUGCGAACCCUCAGAAAGUACGCAGAUAUUGCGGUUGGGUUCACGGGCUUGACUACCCAUUCGUGUAUGAUAAUCGUACACAUUCGUAGCCUGUAAAAAUGGUCGGAAAGAUUAGAUUCAAUUCAAUUCUAGCCAUACAACAGUCAGAAAGUCAGAUAAAAAAAUCCAGAAUCCAGUUAACAGUCUGCCUUAUACGUCAUACAUCACCACAUCUUUCAAUUAGGCCCAAGCGCUGGAAGUGGAAGGAAUAAGCUCCUCGAUCAAGUUGGUGACAAUGUCAUCCUCGCCGUCUUUGGUGGUGGGAGGAUGGGCAGCCAUUUGCUCCGUCACUUUGGCGUUCAAUUCGGGAUACGUGCCUUCAGUAAAACCCAUCU